Messenger RNA from Momordica charantia (bitter melon), 1332 nucleotides. Lineage: Eukaryota; Viridiplantae; Streptophyta; Magnoliopsida; Cucurbitales; Cucurbitaceae. The record is from RefSeq and is a predicted model, not a curated record.
AUGUAUCGCAAAAUUGAAUGUUUUGGAAGAUGGCUCAAUAAUAUUGGUUUCAAAACACAAAAUAUAGGAAAUUAUGGUCCAUGGAAAAACUUGCCUGGAGAUCUUAUGGAGAAAAUUGCUUUGAAACUUAAUUCAACUGAUUAUAUUCGUAACUCCAUGGUUUGCAAAUCAUGGCAAUCACUUCUUUUGCAAUCUGAUAUUCUUAGGCCUCAAUUUCCGUGGCUUUUGCUUCCUCACCACUCAAGUAAACACACCAUAAAACUCUACAGUGUUUCGGAAAACAAAUUUCACACAUUCCAUGUUGAUGGGGGAAAUAAUGUUGUUGGUUGCUCCAAGGGUUGGGUUAUUUUUAAGACGGUUGGAUCGAAGAUAUCUCUUUUUAACCCUAUUUCUGGUGCUAAAUGCAUCCUUUCGUCCCUACCGACCGCUUUAUCCUUACAGCGGGUUGAGCUGUCGUCGUCGAUUAUUUCAGAGUGUACUGUGGUUGCAAUCGUUGGUGACUUUAAGGGACUUGCUUUCUGUAGACUUGGAGAUGAAAAAUGGGAAUUUAUUUCAAUUUUCAACGGAUUUGGACAAGUCUAUACUUUGAGUGACAUAGUGUUUUGUCGCCAAAAGCUCUAUGUGUUGGUUAAUGGUAAAACUAUCACCAAGAAGAUUGAAAAUAUCACUAUCAAUUUGCCAAACUAUGGUAAAGCUAUUCCAAUCACCUUGAUUCCUGACAUAAACUAUGGAAAGAGUGACUCAUUACAAAUCGAAGGGAUUUCAUAUUGGGUUGGAUUUAAGGUUUUUUGGAGGUAUACUCAUGUCUCAUACAUAGUUGAGUCGAUCAAAGGCCAUGUUUUGUUAAUUCAAAAGUACACCAAAUCGUUCUACAAUCAACUAAACGAAGAAGCGAAUACACUCCACGACAUUGGAGAAAUAAUUGAUGGUGAUGAAAUAGAUAAAGAAGAUAACGAGAAUGACGAAACAGAGGCAAAUUAUGCGACAUUUGAAAAUAUGGCGUAUAGUUGUUUGGAUAGAUUCAAGGUGUAUGAAAUAGAAGAUCUAGCAAGAGAAGAGAGGCUUCCCAAGGAUUUGGGAAAGGAGCAAGUAUUAUUUUUGUCAAGCAAAACUAGACUCGUCCUUCCAACAACUACUUCCAAUGAGCUACAAGGGAAUUGUAUCAACUUUAUAGUGGAACAUGAAAGUAGGCCUAAUUCUCACCCCUCAUUUUGGACAGGCAUGAAUGGCACAUAUCACUUCAAUGAUUCUACCAUAAAACCUCUAAACCCUAAAUUUCAGUUUUGUUGGAACCCUAAGUUUAUGUGGUUUGCACCAAAUUUCCGAUAUUAG